GAUACCGAGUAUGUGCUGCGCGGCAGGGCCUCGUCUCUCCAUGUUGAUGAGCAGCUGGACUGUGCCGGGCUUGGGGGCACAGAGCUGCAGGCUGGCCUCUGCCCUGCGGGACUCAGCAGUGAUGGGACAGGCAGGGGACAGACCCCUGGUGAUAUUGCAUUCGGGAUGAAGCGUCUUGGGCUCGCAGAGGGUCUCAGGGCUUGCCUGCCCUGCCCUGCCCUCCUGCCCACCGUCCAGCCAGCCAUCGGCACAUUCCUGAGCAGGAAGAUCCCGGAGCCUACGCUUCUCACUGGCUCCCCGGGAUACCUCUGUUACCAGACGCUGAGCGGCUCGGACCCAGGGAUUUGCGCUGGCUGGGAGGAGAGAAAAGGGAGGCUCGGAGGAAUGGACCGAGCCAUAGAAGAGGUUCACAACCGGAGAAGUGAACUUUCAGCACGUUAUGCAGGUCAAGGAGGCCCACCAUCUGCUAUCUGGAAGCUGCAGACCCCCGGGAGAGCUGGUGGUGUGAUUCAGUUCGAGUCCGAAGGCGUGAGCACCAGGGAGCAAGAAUCCCAGUCUGAGGGUGGAGGCCAGCAUCCACAGCACCGCCUGGAGGGCGGGCAGCACCGGGAGCAGACUCCUCCGCCCUCCGCCUUUUGUUCUCCUGUGGCCUCGGGGGCCCCCACCUGGGGGAGGGCGAGCCGCUCCACCGCGCCGCCGAUUCAAAUGCUAAUCUCAUCUAGAAAUGCUUUCCGCCGAUGCACCCAAGACGAAUUCAUGAUCCAGGCACCCCACGUCCCCGUCAAGUUGACACACAGAAACGAACCGUCGCAAAAGAACCUGCUAGGCUGUCAGUCUGCGGAGAGUCGUCCAAGAAGGUCGGGGCGCGGAGCGCGGAGGAGAGCUUAA
Messenger RNA from Rangifer tarandus platyrhynchus (Svalbard reindeer), 888 nucleotides. Lineage: Eukaryota; Metazoa; Chordata; Mammalia; Artiodactyla; Cervidae. The record is from the annotation of a GenBank genome assembly.